Molecule: messenger RNA, 3441 nt
Organism: Penicillium egyptiacum
Lineage: Eukaryota; Fungi; Ascomycota; Eurotiomycetes; Eurotiales; Aspergillaceae
Source: the annotation of a GenBank genome assembly
AUGGACCAUGCCUCCAACGCGUCCGUGUCGAGCUCAGAGCCUUCUGGCAGCGUGGCAUCCCCGCACAAUGGAGUUUCUGUGCAGGCAAAAGACUCGGAAACAGAAGAGAUCGAACGGGCCUGCGAUACACGAGGCGCGAUGAACAAAGACUUGCCCGAAACCACAAACCCGAUCAAUUUAUCCGGUGCCCUUGAUAAACAAACAUUACACGGUGACGAGAACGACUCAACGCAGCGCAAAGCGACCAUUGGAGACGACCACAGCAGCAGCGCAUCGACGAGCCGAGGCGCAAAGGCUACCCCGAGCCUUUUCAACAAUCCACCGAACCUAGCGCGCAUACGCAAGGUCCUAUUCGAGUGCAAGGACCCGAUAGAAAUCAGUCUCGAAGAGUUUGAAACAUACUGGCCUUUUAUUGACAAUGUAUGGGUCAAACAAAGAUCAAACGCGAGCAAAGAGGGUCAUUGCACCACCGACUAUUACAUGUGCCGUUUGCGGCGUCCAACACACCGCACAUCUGAAACUCGCCCCUUACCAGAGGGCAAACGCCCUCGUAAAAAAAGAGUCCGAGAAGGAGGCAUCUGUAAUUUUCAAAUCAAGGUUGUUCGGUUCGAAGGCGCAUACUCGACCGUCACUAUCGCGAGAACGCCGGGAAGUUGCAGCAUCCACUCACAUGACCUCGACUACAUCGACCGAGUGAAGCGGAAUUCCGGAUUAAUGGAGUAUGCGCGCAAAGAAUCUGUGAAGGGAUAUCUCCCUUCUUCCAUCUAUACCAAAUUCCAAGAAGAACCAGAUAAGCUUGGGGAGGCUGGAGGACGGUUCUUCACUGUGACGGAUGUCCGCAACAUCUCCGCCAAGUGGCGUAUACAAAACCCAGAGGUGGAUCUAGUUGCACAUGAGGGCUACGAAUACCAAAAGGGCCAUGGUAUUGUUAAAACUCAAAGCACCGAUGGUGUCAACGAGGUGUCCUCUCAAACAAAACCAACCUCGAUGUCGUCAGCUUUGCCCCCGGACACACUAUCAUUCCCUCAAUUUUCCCUAGACUUCUUACAUCCUUAUCUUCCAAAUCAGUCGGAGCGCCGGGAAUUUCCCCAUGUCACAUUGUCAUACGCAUCGUCAAUGGACUCCAAGAUCUCUCUUCAACCGGGAAUGCAGACUGUAUUGUCUGGACCAGAGGCCAAAUUGAUGACACAUUAUCUUCGCUCCCGGCACGAUGCCAUUCUUGUUGGAGUAGGCACUGUUCUUGCAGAUAAUCCAGGCCUGAACUGCCGCCUGGAAGGGGCCGGUGGGUUUGGAGGCCUGGGAAGAAUGUGGCAACCACGGCCAGUGAUCAUUGAUCCUAUGGGCCGGUGGCCUGUUAAUCCUGAAUGCCGGAUGUUGCGUACUGCCGUUGAAGGCAAAGGCAAAGCUCCAUGGGUUGUGUUAUCCCCGGGAGCUCAAAUCAACCCCCAGACACUAGUGAUGCUCAAAGGCUACGGUGGAGAUUUUCUCCGCAUUGUAGAAUACAAUCAACACUGGCGAUUACGAUGGGAAGCCGUCUUUCGUGCCUUGGCAUCGGAGGGCAUUAAAAGUGUCAUGAUUGAGGGCGGUGGUACUGUCCUAAGUGAAUUGUUGAAUCCAGAGUAUACAAGCUUCAUUGACUCGAUUAUUGUGACGGUUGCUCCCACCUACCUUGGCCGUGGUGGAGUGAAUGUCAGCCCUGACUCGAAACAAGAUCAGGAGGGUACACCCAAUGCUGCAUUGAAUCCUCGAGAUGUUAAAUGGAUGCCAUUGGGACAAAAUGUGAUUAUAAUGCCUCCUAAGAAGAACACGUCUAAGUCCGUCGAGGCCUCGACGGAGACGGUAAAGAGAAGUACUCGAGUACGCACCAGCGCCAGACAAGCUACCGUGACGAAGACCGAAAAACCUGUGAAAGAAUCUACGAAGCCAACUGCAAAGUCCAUUGGAAAGUCAACUGCGAAGUCCGCUACAAAGUCCACCGCGAAACCGACUGCAACAUCUACCAAGUCAACUGCGAAGCCAAGCAAAAUGCCAACGUCUACAAAGUCCACUACUACGAAGAAGCGCAAAGCUGAUGAGGAUGGGGAGAAACCUCGCGAAAUCAAAAGAUCUCGUGUCGCGCAACCCCGUCAGCCAAAGCCGAAAGCCAAAAUUGUGAUCAACGAAGCCCCGAAAGCUAAGCUGAACGUGUUUGUCUGUGGUGAGGGUAGCUCUGGUGAGCUGGGCUUGGGCACAGCCAAGAACGUUAUCGAUGUGAAGCGCCCACGUUUAAACAAGCUUCUGUCUGCCGAAGAGGUCGGAGUCGUACAGGUUGCUGUCGGCGGCAUGCACUGUCUAGCUCUAACCCAUGACAACAAGAUAUUUUCCUGGGGUGUGAACGACCAGGGCGCGCUCGGAAGAGAAACUGAAUGGGAGGGUGGAUACAAGGACAUUGAAAACGACAGCGAUUCCGACUCAGACGAUGAAGACAGCGGAUUGAACCCUCGGGAGUCUAUUCCUACUGCCAUUCCUGCCACCGCAUUCCCCGAAGGCACUGUCUUCGUUGAAGUGGCCGCUGCCGAUAGCGCAAGCUUUGUCCUGACCGAUGAUGGUCUGGUCUAUGGCUGGGGCACCUUCCGAAGCAACGACGGAAUCCUCGGAUUCGACGCGUCUUCUCACGUUCAACGGACGCCAACUUUGAUCCCAUCUUUGAAGAAGAUCACACACCUGACUUGCGGAGCCAAUCACGUUCUCGCCCUGAACGACCAAGGUCGCGUCUACUCGUGGGGCUCAGGACAACAAAACCAGCUCGGUCGCAGGAUCGUGGAGCGCAACAGAUUGAAUGGUCUUCAGCCUCGGGAGUUCGGUCUCCCCAAGAACAUUGCCCACAUCGGGAGUGGUUCGUACCACUCGUUUGCUGUUCACACCACUGGCAAUGUCUAUGCCUGGGGAUUGAAUAGCUUCGGUGCAACGGCCCUCCGCGAAGGCGCCGGCGACGACGAAGCAGCUAUCGUGCAUCCCACCCUUGUCGAAUCACUUUCUAACAGAAAUAUCUCCCAAAUCUGCGGCGGCGCUCAUCACUCGGUUGCCAUUGCUGGCGAUGGUGAAUGCUUGGUUUGGGGCCGUCUCGACGGUUUCCAAAGCGGCCUGAAGAUCGAUACACUUUCCGAUGACGCCGUUAUCAAGGAUGAGCGCGAUCGACCCCGUAUCCUAAUCUCCCCUACCCCCGUUCCUGCCAUCAAGGCCAAGGUUGUGGCGGCUGCCUCGGAUCAUUCCCUCGCCAUUGAUGCCGAUGGCCGUGCAUGGUCAUGGGGCUUUUCCGCUACGUACCAAACUGGACAAGGUACACAGGAUGACAUCGAGGUGGCUACCGUUAUUGACAAUACUGCUACUCGUGGAAAGAAAUUGAACUGGGCGGGUGCUGGUGGUCAGUUCUCUGUGUUCACAGAGCCUGCCAGCAUGUAA